AUGACUGGCUUCAACAUCCGCAACCAGUCCAACGUCGUCGGCCUCCAGGUUUUCGUCUCCAAGUACACCAACGAGAACGGGAACGACAAAUGGUACCAGGUCCCAAACGACUUCACCAGCGCCGGUCAGUACCACUGGAACCGCAAUGGCUGGGAGGUCGUCGCUUUCAAGGACCCCGAGACGGGAGUCAGGCGCGGAUGGUACUUGAACUGCGGAAACGACACCGUCGCUAUUACCUUCGCUGGGUUCAACCAGGACCUUGGGAUCGUCGCGGUGGGAGGUGUCACUUACUUUGAGUUUAAGGAGCAAACUCCAAACCUGCGCUAG
This is a messenger RNA of Cyclocybe aegerita, 327 nucleotides long. Lineage: Eukaryota; Fungi; Basidiomycota; Agaricomycetes; Agaricales; Hemipholiotaceae. The record is from the annotation of a GenBank genome assembly.